AUGAGGUUACAAAGGUGGAGUCUUUGUGGUGGCUUUUCAAGUGGGCAAGUGACCAAGAUAAGUGUUUUCAGCAUCUUCCUGAGUCAUGUUAGGUUAUGCCUCGGUGCUUAUUCGCACGGGAUGCUUAGAGAGGUUCAGUUGCUGCAUUUGGCAAUGGAGAGGCAAGGCAUUUUGUUGGAUAAAAAUGAAAUCUUCUCUAAGUUGAUUGACGGGUAUGUUGGCGCUUUUGAUUUAGAAAGGGCCAUGUUGGUAUAUGAUCGAAUUAGGGAGCAAGAUGGUGGGAUUAGGAAGGUUUUUAGAUUACUUUGUGGGGAUGGAAUGGUUCAAGAAGCAAGGAAUCUUAUGAAGAAGGUCAUGGCUUUAGGUUUUGAGCCUAGCAGCUUGAUUAUCGAUGACAUUGCUUUCUGUUAUUGUGAGAAGAAUGAUUUUGAAGAUUUGAGGGACUUUGAGGAGUGCCUUUAUUUAUCUGUCAGAGAUGUUAUCAAGAAGCUUAGAGCCUGGUAUGGCACAUGCUCAUAUAAUGCACUUAUUGGUACAGUGUUUAGGGAGGGUAUGUGGAAGAAUGCCCAAAACAUUCUUGUUAAAAUGGUGGAGAAGGGAGUGGCCCCAAAUUUGUCAACUUAUAGAACUCUUUUGGCAGGAUAUUGCAAAGCUAGACAAUUUGAUGAAGUGAAGAUGAUGGUCCACAAGAUGAUGAAAUGGAUAGAUGGAAGAACUAUCUCUGUUCUUCUUCUUAGCAUUAGUGAAGCGGCUUUGUGCAUCCUGAUCCCAUAUCUGGGCUUCCAGCUCAAAUGGUCAGCUGGGUUACAGGAUUGUAAAUCUCUUGUUGGAUGUCUAUUCAAUCAUAGGACGCUGAAGAAGGCAUUGGGGCUUCUUGAAAGCAUUCUGCCAUCUUAUAGGAGAGUUAUGCAAGGGGAGAAAGACACAAUGUUGGCUAGGAACUUGGUUCCAUGCUUGUAUGUUUCUCUUAUUUUGAUUCUGCAGUUAUGUAAGAUUGAUAGACUUGAUAAAGCUGUUGCUUUAAGACAGAUGGUUAUAGGAUUUUGUAUGAUCGGGGAGGUUGGAGAAGCAGCCAAUGUAGUCCAGGAUAUGUUGUUGAAGGAGCUAUUUCCUGAUGCUGAAAUCUAUAACAUGCUAUUUCAAGGGUAUUGCGAAGCUAACUGCCUAAGGAAAGUUAAGGAGUUAGGUGUUCUGAUAAGAAAAUUUUCAAGCCCCUCAAUUUCAAGUUACCAGAACUUGGUGCGCUUGAUGUAUGGGAACAGCUUGCUCGUGGAUGAACUUCUAAAUGAAUUGCAGGAGAAAGGAUUACUACUUGAUGAAGUCGCUUACAAUUUUCUUAUAUAUGGGUUUUCAAAGUGUAAAGAUGUGUCUGGUUGUCUACACUAUCUGUCUACUAUGAUUUCGAAAGGAUUUAGGCCAAGCUAUCGCAGCUUAAGAACAGCAGUAACCUGCCUGUGUGAUCUUGGAUUUUAG
Molecule: messenger RNA, 1473 nt
Organism: Hevea brasiliensis (rubber tree)
Lineage: Eukaryota; Viridiplantae; Streptophyta; Magnoliopsida; Malpighiales; Euphorbiaceae
Product: pentatricopeptide repeat-containing protein At5g15280, mitochondrial-like
Exons: 8
Coding region: 1-1473 (490 amino acids)
Molecular function (GO): protein binding
Source: RefSeq, a predicted model, not a curated record